AAGCUUAAAUUAAUUACAGCUUGUAGACCUAGAUCACAGUUUUGAUCUCUGCUACCCCCGCAAAUGACAAUUAAUCAAGGCUGCACCUGAUAAUCUGUGCUGGAGUCAAGCUAGCUUAGAGCUGCAAGAACCAUGGAUUCUCAAAACACGUCAGUGAUGACUGAGGUAUGCCUAGCCAAUGUUGGUGCUGUCGCAGUUGGUUACCUGGGAGGACUGUUGGGCUUGUCCGUGGUUAUUCUGAUUGUUCUUGGCUUUAUUCAAAGGCGGAAGAAGCUCCAUGGAUGUCUCUGGGGAUUUCCUGGAUUAGUCAAACCUAUGGAUUUCCUCGUGGCUCCUCGAUACAGAUUUAUCUACAUCAUAAUUUUUGGUGUUAUGUCCCAAUCUCUCUUUACCACGUUUCAAGUUAUCAGCACCCCUGCUGGAGUCAAUUUCUACUUGGGAAUUGUCUACCGCACAUUGAUAACUCCUUUGUUGGUGGUACUGAUCCUCUCACUCCAAUACUUCCCUCUCUUCGCAUGCGUGAAUGCACCUAUUCCUCUCUUGGGUCACAUCAUCGGACUCAUCUACUCCAUACUAUGGUGUGGUUACAUUGUGAUGACUUUGGUUGUCAGUUUUUCUGCUAGUAUUUGCCAGGACACACCAGCCCUGAUUGUGACAGUUCUGCUGCAUGUUGCCUCAAUCAUCCCCACACUUGGAGUUGCCAUCAUCGUUGUUAUCUGGUACAGUUUCAAAGUUGUUCAAGGUCUCCUGAGGCUCUGUCGUGUGCUGGGAGGGUCACUUAAGCAAGACUUUGUCUGCUGUGGAGAUAGGGUAAAACUGAGGGCUACGGACCCGCCGAAGAGUGAGGUAAAGUCAUAUCAUCUUCUUCACAUUAAGAGACUACUCCAGAAAAGUUAUGAAGAUGACAAGAUAAAGCUCAGAGGAAGGACUACCAUUUUCCUAACGAAAAUUGCUAAAUACAUAUUUCCAUACAGCAAAGAUUUCAGGCUUCCUUUGCCAUUUGUUGGAGCAGUGUUUGCAAUGUGCAUGAUUCUCUACCAGUCCACUAUCAUAACGAUAAUCCGUGCUGCUAGUCUAGCGACCGACCUACCUCCUGUGUUUGACUUGUAUGUUCGGCCACUUCUGUACACCGUAGAAAACGCCACUAUCAUUCGAGCACAAACUAUGAAUUUCACGAUCGAGCGAAUCAACUCAUUAAAAAUAUUAUUUAGUGGGAUCGAUGAAGUUAUUGGACUCAUUCUAGUUGGACUGCCAGCAUUCUUGUGUGUGUGUCCUGUUGUGUCUCUCGUGUUUUGUCUUUGUCUCAUGAUCAACAUGGUGGCUACCGUCAGUAAGCAGCUUAAACGAGUGGCAAAAGAAGGUUUCAAGAUCAAACUGCCUAGUCCAGGCAGACGUGUUCCCUCCUCUUGGAAGUAUGUCGGCCAUCUCAUUGGAUUCUUUACACUAGCCUGGUUCAUCUACACUUUUGUUGUGUUUCUGGUCUUUGUGGUAGUUGCUCUCCUCUAUCUUGGCUUCAGAUUUUUAAGGGAGUUUUCUUUCGAAGUUGUCCUCUACAUUUUCAUCCCUUUGGUGUGGUCACAGCUGGUCUUAGUCCUACAAACAGUUAUUUGUCGAUUCGUCUUCUUUGAGGACCAGAAAGGGAGCUUUAUUGCCAUCAAGAACAGGAGACUGUUCAACUGGUUUGCCUACAUCCUCUUCUUCUACAACGGCAUAGCAGGCUUCGUCAGUGCUAUUCUGAGAACUCUAAUGUCGGUCGUUUUCUCUCUCCUGCUCCUGUUCCGAUUGGACCAAGUGGUGCUCAUUAGAGGGUUCGAGCAGUUCGACUUUGCGCACAAUGCUUAUCUUGGUUUCAUCUACCUUAACUCGACCUAUAACAACGCUGUGAUGCACGUUUUCCUGUACCUGCUGAAGAAAGACAGACCAUCACCACCGCCGUCUGUGUUCGGUGCUGAGCAGCUGGAGUUACCGCAGCAGCUGGAGCCUGAUCUCUCUGUGAGCAUCAGUGCUAGCAACAAGCUGUUUGAUGACGGAACAGUUCCACGGUCUAAGGGUAUGUUUGUUGUAUGGAGAGAUCGAGGGUGUGUGACUGAUACCGUAGUGGUAGAAUUUAUGCUGGAUGCGAGUGGCAUCAUGUCAUAUAUUUUUGUAUCGCCCAAUUUAAGAAAAAUGUUAAUCGCAUAAAUAAAAAGAUGCUCAUAGAACAUUCACCCCGUGCGUUGAGUUUACAGUAACCUCAUUUUCAUUAUGGGGAAUGAUCCUGAAUCUAUAAAGCAACAAUGAGUUUUUUGUCACUUUCAAGACCGCCUACAAGUUUCAACUAUAACCUAUUAUUUUCAGCUACUGUCUCAUUUGCAGAGAGCAUGCAGUCCCUGAAGUGUCUACUAGUUCGCUCAAACAACUCAUUUUUGUGUCCACGCAUACACAUGCACAUGCACACACUUACUGAAGAGCUUCCCAAAAUAAUGUAGACACUGUGAUAGACUAUGUUAGAUACAGAUCGGAUUGUAUUUAUAACUUUGAGCUGUUUCUAAUUUUUAGGCUGAGUCAGUAAUCAUGUGUCAGAAAGCCUGAUCCCACCCCCUAUACUUCUGUAUAUAUACCAUUCACACACAUGCACGCACGCACGCACGCGCACACACACACACACACACACACACAAACCGACACACCAAUCACUACCCUUGGGUAAAUAUUGUACUGUUUUCAGAGCCUUAAUUAAUUGCAU
This is a messenger RNA of Halichondria panicea, 2725 nucleotides long. RefSeq names its product stimulated by retinoic acid gene 6 protein-like. The record is from RefSeq and is a predicted model, not a curated record. Bases 133 to 2181 code for a protein of 682 amino acids. Gene Ontology annotation, molecular function: signaling receptor activity; retinol transmembrane transporter activity. Gene Ontology annotation, biological process: vitamin A import into cell. Gene Ontology annotation, cellular component: plasma membrane. The transcript is spliced from 18 exons. NCBI's taxonomy places the organism in Eukaryota, Metazoa, Porifera, Demospongiae, Suberitida, Halichondriidae.